Chiroxiphia lanceolata (lance-tailed manakin) is the source of this 1476-nucleotide messenger RNA. RefSeq names its product apolipoprotein B mRNA editing enzyme catalytic polypeptide like 4 (gene APOBEC4). The record is from RefSeq and is a predicted model, not a curated record. NCBI's taxonomy places the organism in Eukaryota, Metazoa, Chordata, Aves, Passeriformes, Pipridae.
AUGUUCUGGAAGGGACCUAUUUUGGUAAAUGUAAAUGACGAUGACAAUGAUGUUCAUGUUGCCACCGCUGCUGAUGACAUGGACGAUGACAACAAUGAUGACAGCGACCACCGCAACACCAAAGCAAGACAGUGCCAUGCCUGUGCCAGGUGUCCCUUCCACAUCCAGACGGGGGAAGAAGCCAGAGUGCCAUAUACAGAAUUUCACGGGCUCUUUGGCUCCCCACACAGGCCCACAGCGACUCCAAACAGGCACCUUCUCUUCUACGAACUGAGGAGCUCAGGCAGAGUCCUGCAGAAAGGCCACGCCACAAACUGCACUGCCGCCAAUCACCCGAGGCUGUGCUGUUCGGGCGGCGGGUACCUGGACGCAGCCACAGCCGCCUGUGAAAGCAUCAGGCGCAUCAUCCUCUACUCGAACCUCUCCCCCUGUGACGAGGCUCAGCACUGCUGCUUAAGGAAAAUGUACAACUUCCUGCUGAGACACCCACACAUCACGCUCUGCAUCUAUUUCUCCCAGCUCUGUCACACCGGGAGCGGUUCUCCCCGUGUCGGGGAGAAUGCCCUGGCUCUGCGGAACCUCCGCAGCCUCUGGCCUCGGGUGACCCUGCAGAGGCUGCCAGAGGGGGCACAGCAGUACCUGCUUCGCCAUUUCGUGUGUGGCAUCACAGAGGCGACCCCUCGUCACCGAGUGCUGCCAUCAGGAGCCUCAGCAGGUCGACAAAACGCACAUCAAAUUAACUUAACAGGAGCGAAAACGUAUUUUAGGGAAGCCUUUCCCCAGGGAAUGGAGGGGAACCUGGCUGUACAGCAGAAUUUAAAGGCCUUUCCCUCUCCCAGCCCGGCCUCCCGACAGCCUUUCCCAGCCAUGAAAGGCACUCUGCUCCCUCCAAUGUCUCCAAGCCAUGUGCUUUUCCCAAGUGUGUUUCUGCCCUCUCAGAGGAAACAGCUAUACCUCAGACCCAUAAAUAUUGUAAGGCAUUUAAAAAUGCCAAAGGAAUGACUCAGUGGAACUCCUCAUUCUCACAUGUUUUCCGUGGCACGCACCUCUUCUGAGGAUGAACACAUCCUUCACUUUUGGGUGUGAAACUUAGAUCACAGAUGGCAAAAAGUACCACUAAAGUCCCCUCUACCACAGUAUAAUCGUGUGUCUUAAAUAACUGAUUGUGAACAUACUUUUGUUUAUACCUCUACCUUUCAAACAUAAAUCCAGAGUAGUAAACCCCAAACCUCCAUGUCCCUGCCCACAGCAGGGGGUUGGAACUAGAUGACCUUUAAGGUCCUUUCAACCCAAACUUUCUGAUUCUGCAUAUUCUUAUUUACCUCCUGCGAUUAAUUUAUUGCCUUUAAGCCAAUUUCUACCGGAAAAAUGUCAGCUACAGUCCCCAAGCUACAACCUCAUUUACAGCUGGAUUGAAGCUUCCCAGCUGAGGCAGCUUUGGUGGAACACGACACAUCCUAAAUUCCUCCUCCAUCA